UAGAGAAUAAAUAUUAAGGAUUAUAUUAGAGGGGAAAAGUGAGAGGACAUCGAAGGUCUAACGAACGAACGAGAACGAGAGAGUAAGCCAAACGAGAACGAGUGAGCAAGCCGAACGAGUGAGCAAGCCGAACGAGAGAAGCAAGUGAACCGGGGUACCCACCGAUAACCACAUCAACAGCGACAGUCCCAUGAGCGCCCAUGUGGACGCCGAGGCCCAGCGCUUUGGGGCUGGCAGCGCCGGCGGAGGAGUGGGCGGGCCUAAUGGCGGCGGCGGCGGCGGCGGCGGCGGUGGUGGUAGCAGUGGAGGAUCGUCGAGUGCUGCCAAUGGAACGGGCCUUGGGGGGCCAUGGACAACCUGGAGAACGAGCUGAAGAUGAUGAAGAACUUGGGCAGCUUCCCCAUGCAAAUACCGCCGCUUUCGAUGUUCCAGGGAGCCUGCAACAUCUCGCCCAGCGCCUCGACCCCAACCAAUCCACAGAGCAACCAGAACCAGAACGAUGUGGACGUGGAUGCGGGCAGCACACCUCGACCGCAGCAUCCCGACUCCGAUGGCUUCUCUUCGUCGCACCACCGUACGCCUCCCUCGCCGCCGCCCAUCUCUCCGGGCCAGGACUACGGUGGUAUGUUCGGCUCUGGGAAUGGUGCUGGUGGUCCAGGGUCCAAUAGCACGCCAGUGGGCAGCUCCAGUGCUGGCGGAGGCGGUGGUGGUGGUGGAGCCGGCGGUGGGGCCAACAGCAUGUCAGCCUCGUCCCCGCUGCCUGCCCUGCAGCCACAGCGACGGAAUGCGUCGAGCGUGGGCAGCACAUAUCCGGAGCACGAGCUCAUCUCGCCGGCCUCCUCCCCGAGCAUUCCGCGCUACAACUUCAACGGGGACAUGAUGCGCCACAAGCGGGCGGUGCAGGAGCAGGACCAGCACGAGCAACGCCAGCGGCACAACCUCUCGCGUCACAAUCAAAUGUCCAGCGACGAGGAGAACAGCAUCAUGCCGCAGAACAGGUACAGAACAUUUUUGUAUGUCAGUAUAUAUCGCUUCGCGGCUGCUGCCGCGGCGGCGAGUGCGGCCAACGAUCUGUCCGAUCUGCAGGGCCUGGACAUGAGCUCGCGAUCGAACGCGUCGAGCAACUAUCACCACAACUUCCAGCUGCCAAGCAGUCGCUACCAUCACCACAUAUACGACAUUCUGUCGGACAGGGAGCAGAGCCAGCAGGCGCAGGCCCAGGCGCAGGCACAGCAGGCAACGGGUGCAUCGGUGGUGCACCAGCAGGAGCACGGACACGGCAGCCAGCUGGCCAUGCAGCAACACCAGUCGGCGGCGGCCAUGCACAACAUGCUGAGCGAGCAGCUGGGCGAACAGGAGCACGACCAGACCACCUCCGUGGACCGUGACCACGGACCGUGACCGCACGGCCAACUAUGUG
Molecule: messenger RNA, 1420 nt
Organism: Drosophila miranda
Lineage: Eukaryota; Metazoa; Arthropoda; Insecta; Diptera; Drosophilidae
Product: rho GTPase-activating protein gacT-like
Exons: 2
Coding region: 349-1401 (350 amino acids)
Source: RefSeq, a predicted model, not a curated record